Molecule: messenger RNA, 3197 nt
Organism: Anarrhichthys ocellatus (wolf-eel)
Lineage: Eukaryota; Metazoa; Chordata; Actinopteri; Perciformes; Anarhichadidae
Gene: chchd7
Product: coiled-coil-helix-coiled-coil-helix domain containing 7
Exons: 3
Coding region: 2234-2515 (93 amino acids)
Biological process (GO): mitochondrial respiratory chain complex assembly
Cellular component (GO): mitochondrion
Source: RefSeq, a predicted model, not a curated record
UGAUUUUCCUGGUGCGCUGUUGCAACAACGAGAGUGGAGUUGUCUCGAGCAUGACGGAGAGGUUAUAUACCGUGUAGCUUCAUUAGGUAGCCACAUGUAUGCUAGAGUAUUGUUGUUCAAUAGCCUUUUGCUAGCAGCCCAAUGGGACAUCAAUGACAGCACGAUCUUUGAAUAGCCGUUAUUAGCAUUUGUUUUGGUCUUAUCAAAACCUGGAUAAUCUUCACUGCUGUGUUGAUAUCAGGCGCAUUCAGCAGUCAUUACGCUACACUCGCGCUGGAUCAAAGUGUGUAGCCUGUUUGUAUAAGGUAGGUAGGUAUCAACUGUGUCACGUUUGUCAUUCCGUCUAAAUGAAAAGCUGCUACAAAGUGUCCUGUUAGCUGUUUGGUAAUAUCAGUGAAGGUCAACGUGUUACACUGUAGCAGGGUUACAUAUAGUGGAGGACAUCGUCCAGAUCAGUAACACGUGUUGUUGUUAAGUUUACACCACGGGUCGAUACGACUAACGAUAUUUUCCACUAAAGAAAGAGACAUUCUUCAAUUCGGGAUACAUUUCGCAUUACAUUUCGGGAUACAGUCGCCGAAUUUAUUUCGAUAUUAAUUAUAAAUAUUAUCCAUUUCAUUAUCAUUUCAACUUCACUUUCAUACUCUCCUUAAACACAAUCUGGUUAGUAAUAGCAAAGGCGUAAAAAUAAGCUGAAAGUAAAACGGUAAAAUGUGACUGUGGCUCUGUGGAGCAGCUAGGCCUUAUGAAUAGGAUGUUUCAUAAUAUUUGGAUAAUAAUUUUCAGCUGAAUAUUUAGAUGAUUCUGAAAAUGUGGAUGAGGUCUUUACAUCUGAUGGUAUCUCGUAUGUAUUUGAGUCAGAGUAUACGGAUGAAGAGCCUUCACACUGUGUUGGUAUUUUAGUGGUUUCAACCAACAUUAGCUGUCACCGUCACCUAAAACCAGUUCAUUAGAAAUUAGAUUGUAGUGCUGCAAAUCAAUGAAUCAAACGUAAUCAUGUGGAAAUAAGGAAGUAUGAAGAUUCUGUAUCAGCUGCACAAUAUACGUUCUUCUAAUUGACACAUGUUUACUCUAACAUUCUCCAAAAAACCAGAAGGCCUAUGUAGAAACUCACAGGAAGAUACAUUUGCUCUCUUCCUGUUUUCAACAUUAAUCUUACACAAGCCUCCAAAGACAAAUCGCAUAUGUUUUGACGUUGUAAUGAAAAACUAGACAAAUAUGCAUUCAUGAGCACAGCUACGUAUUUUCUUGUAUUUUCUUGCUAGGUGUCCUAACUACAACAUCCACGCAUUCAGCUGACAGUUACCAGUUAACAAGGUCGACCAGUGUUGCCCGGUGCACUGGGUGCUACCACCGACUAGUGGUAUAUAGGCUCUAUUGCUCCUGAGCCACAGAUGAGAGGCCGGCUGAGUUGUAACUAGUGGUGCAACGGAUCAUAAACUCAAGGUUCGGAUCGGAUCUCGGAUCAGACUCAUGGAUCGGUUUCACGGAUUGAAAUGGCACAAAAGAAAAAAGGAGCAAAUACAUCUUUUAGAGAUCCCCUAUCAAGUUUUUUUUUUGCCGUCAAUACUAAUUGCCGAUCAUUGAUGAUCAAUACUCAACAAUCUAUGUUUUAUCCAUUAAUAGGCUAGCUGCACUUUUCACUCUCCCAAAUUCCAAAUAAUGUCCCUCCCAGUUCCCCAGAGUCCAAGUCUUCAGAAUCUUGUGUUGUCCAACCAGAGAGAGUCGCUUCACUGUGAGCUAAAACAGGGUAAAGCAGGACAUCCUCACCUUGGACAAACAGACACUAGCGAAUAUUUUGAACUUUUCCUUUAUAAGUGAUUUAGACAGUUACUCUAGUUCUACAAGUUGAUGACCAUUCAUUUUCUGUAGAAUGACUAAUUGAUUAAUCGAUCCCAAAUUAAAUAGCAAGUUUGUUAUUUCUCCUUAUCAUCAAUAAAAUGAUAAAUUGACUGGUGUUGGUGUUCGCAUUGGUAGUGGUGCAUCAGAAAAUGGUUUCUAUGAAUUGAUUUCAGCCUCUAGCUUCUAAAGAUACAUGUCAUGUUUAGAAUGCAAAAUUACAAUAUUACAGUAGGUUCACCUAUUUGAAAGUUGCCUUCGUAACAACAUAUCUGCUGAUUUUAUUAAAUAUAAAAUGAACUGAGCUGUAGAAAUCAGUUACAUGUGAUGACUACUUGUAAUAAUUUCACUCACACACAGAAGAGACCAUGUGCAAUAACUGAACCUGUUUUCUAUGUCUAUCUUUACACAGGUCCGAAUGGAUAAAACUGUACGGAAAGUUCGGAAUCAGGAUAGCAACCCAUGCAUCGAAGAAAGUGAUGCCUCCCAGAAGUGUUUGGGGGCCUACAACUAUGAUUCCAGAAUGUGCUCAGCUUAUUUCCAGAGAUAUAAGAGCUGUCGGAAAUACUGGCACAGCAUAAUGCAACAGAGGAGAAGAGACGGUGUGCGACCCGACAUGCCCACUGCUGCAGAGAGGCAAGAGAUGCUCGCUGCUAUCGGAGGCAAACCAUACUGAGAGUCAGCAAGGUAACGCAGAGACAUGGCGAGGACAUUUACUACACGCCGACACACUGUGGAGACACCACUACAAUGCUUUGGCUGGUUACACUGACUCGAGGCCUGACCUGUCCUCAAACUCAGGUCGUGUGGAAGUGACCAUCUGUAACUGGUCUAUAAUAAAAUGACAAGAAAAGGAUAUUGUGUUGUCAAUAUACAGUUGUGCUCUUGGGUGUCCACUUGUUAAGGACCUUGACUAUUCAUGAUGAAGUCUGCACAAAACAGGAUCUCAGUUGUACAGGAUGUUUUCCUUCAAACAAAAGCUCUUAACUCAUUUCAUGUAGUGUCAGUCCAAUGAUCAUAAACCUCAAUAAACAAUAACAUGAAACUGUUUCUAAAGCCACCUGUGUGAUGGGCAUCUAUCAUCUGUCUAACCUUAAUACACUGGGAGUAUUGUAUCUACAUGAUUGUUUUACUGAUUUGAUUAGUUUGAUUUCAUUCUGUUUUUGUCCUUAUUUCUUGUGUUGUGUUUUUUGUAGUCCUGUAUCAUUCUAAGCUGUCAGGUCUCAGGUCUGGCUUGUGUUGUCUCUUGAUUGUGAUGGGCCAGUUGAACAGAGAUUUUACAAACCAGCGCCUUCAAAAUGUAUCGCAGUAUUCUCCUUUAAUAAUUAGUUUUUGAAAGAAUAAAUUAUUAGAUAUUG